Dromaius novaehollandiae (emu) is the source of this 7367-nucleotide messenger RNA. It is a transcript of the gene CTNND2, whose product is annotated as catenin delta 2. Gene Ontology annotation, biological process: dendritic spine morphogenesis; cell-cell adhesion; cell-cell junction assembly. The record is from RefSeq and is a predicted model, not a curated record. NCBI's taxonomy places the organism in Eukaryota, Metazoa, Chordata, Aves, Casuariiformes, Dromaiidae. Gene Ontology annotation, molecular function: cadherin binding. The transcript is spliced from 23 exons. The coding region runs from base 323 to 4081 and encodes 1252 amino acids. Gene Ontology annotation, cellular component: adherens junction; nucleus; postsynaptic density.
AGCCGCUCAUGAGGUGCCUGCCGCUGCCCGUCCCGCCGGCUGCGGGAUGAUUUCGGGCUGCAGCGGGCGGCGUGAGGCCACCCGAGAUCAAGGCGCCGCCGGAGAAGCGCGCUCCGCCGCCGGCCGACGGGGCAGCGGCCGGGACCGGGCGGCUGCGGGCGCCCGCUGCUCUCGGUGCUUUGCUGCGCGCCGCGCCGGUGCUCGGAUUACCGCGAAUUAGCAGGGAUCGCUGCGAAGGCAGCAGGAAUUUAUGUUUUUCUCGGACACGGAAACUCCGCAGAGCAAGUUGGGAGGACCCACGGAAUAGCAACUUCCAGGAGCUAUGCCUGUUCCAGACCAGCCCUCGUCUUCUGAUAAGACAAGUUCCCUUAGUCCUGUGUUGAACACAUCCAAUGGCGAUGGCUCCGAAACGGAAACGACCUCUGCAAUUCUCGCUUCAGUAAAAGAACAGGAACUGCAGUUUGAGAGAUUGACUCGAGAGCUUGAGGCUGAACGUCAGAUUGUAGCUAGCCAACUGGAGAGAUGUAAGCUUGGAUCAGAAACUGGAAGCAUGAGCAGCAUUAGUUCGACAGAAGAGCAGUUUCAUUGGCAAACACAAGAUGGCCAGAAGGACAUAGAAGAUGAACUCACCACUGGUCUGGAGCUGGUGGACUCCUGUAUUAGAUCACUGCAGGAAUCAGGGAUACUUGAUCCCCAGGACUAUUCUGCCAGUGAAAGGCCCAGCCUCCUCUCCCAGAGUGCUCUUCAGCUUAACUCCAAACCCGAAGGGUCUUUCCAGUAUUCGGCCAACUACCAUAGCAACCAGACCCUUGCCCUGGGUGACACGGCGGCGGCGCAGCUCCCGGCCCGCAGCAGCCAAGCCAGAGCAGCCAUUCAGAGCUACAGCCAGCCGGGCACGAGCAGCCGCGGAGCCCACGCGGGCGGGCCGGAGCCGCCGCCCGCCGCCGCCUCCUCGCAGUCGCGGGAGCCCUUCGCGCCCAGCCAUGGCAGCGCCUUCCACCUGCCCGAGCCGCAGCACGCCGCCGCGCUCUACUACUCCAGCUCCACGCUGCCCGCGCCGCGGGUGAGCUCGCCGCUCGCCGUGUCCAUGCAGCAGGUGGGCUCCCCCACCAAGCUCCAGCGCGCCGCCGCCGCCGACGGCGCCGCUUACGGCACGGCGCAGCGCGGCUCCUCCCCCAAGCAGUCCCCUAGCCGCCUGGCCAAGUCCUACAGCACCAGCUCGCCCAUCAACAUCGUGGUCUCCUCGGCCGGCCUCUCGCCUUCCCCCAUUCGCGUGACCUCGCCGCCCACCAUCCAGUCCACCAUCUCCUCCUCUCCUAUACAUCAGCUGAGCUCCACCAUCGGCACCUACGCUACGCUGUCUCCUACCAAGCGGCUGGUUCACGCGUCGGAUCAGUACGGCAAGCACUCGCAGGAGCUGUAUGCUACCGCUACGCUGCAGCGACCCGGCUCCCUAGCAGCUGGGUCUCGGGCAUCUUACAGCAGCCAGCACAGCCACCUUGGCUCCGAGUUAAGGGCACUGCAGUCUCCAGAGCACCACAUAGAUCCUAUUUACGAAGACAGAGUUUAUCAGAAGCCCCCUAUGAGGAGUCUCAGCCAGAGUCAGGGGGACCCUCUGCAACCAGCACACACAGGCACAUACCGCACUAGUACAGCCCCAUCUUCCCCUGGUGUCGACUCCGUACCCUUACAGCGCACAGGCAGUCAACACGGCACACAGAACGCAACUGCGACCUUCCAGAGGGCCAGCUAUGCGGCAGGCCCGGCCUCCAAUUACGCAGACCCCUACCGACAGCUGCAGUAUUGUCCUUCUGUUGAAUCACCAUACAGCAAAUCUGGGCCAGCCAUCCCACCUGAAGGGACCUUGGCUAGGUCACCUUCCAUUGAUAGCAUUCAGAAAGAUCCCAGAGAGUUUGGAUGGCGAGAUCCAGAGCUUCCUGAAGUUAUACAGAUGUUACAGCAUCAAUUCCCCUCAGUACAGUCCAAUGCCGCGGCUUACUUGCAACAUCUCUGUUUUGGAGACAACAAAAUAAAAGCAGAGAUAAGAAGACAAGGUGGAAUACAAUUACUGGUGGACCUAUUGGACCAUCGAAUGACAGAAGUCCACCGCAGUGCCUGUGGAGCUUUGAGAAACUUGGUGUAUGGGAAGGCAAAUGAUGACAACAAAAUUGCCCUGAAAAACUGUGGUGGUAUCCCAGCAUUAGUACGGUUACUCCGCAAGACUACAGAUUUGGAAAUCAGAGAACUGGUCACAGGAGUUCUCUGGAAUCUCUCUUCCUGUGAUGCACUGAAAAUGCCAAUCAUCCAGGAUGCCCUCACAGUGUUGACCAAUGCAGUGAUCAUCCCUCACUCUGGAUGGGAAAACUCUCCGCUCCAGGAUGAUCAUAAAAUACAGCUCCAUUCAUCACAGGUGCUGCGCAAUGCCACUGGGUGCCUACGGAACGUCAGCUCUGCUGGAGAGGAGGCCCGCAGAAGGAUGAGGGAGUGUGAUGGCCUGACGGAUGCUUUGCUCUACGUCAUCCAGUCUGCUCUGGGGAGCAGUGAAAUUGAUAGUAAGACCGUCGAAAACUGUGUGUGCAUUUUGAGGAACCUCUCAUACAGGCUAGCUGCAGAAACAUCUCAGGGACAGCAGAUGGGAACAGAUGAACUUGAUGGAUUACUGUGCGGUGAUACCAAUGGAAAAGAUGCCGAGAGUUCAGGAUGCUGGGGGAAGAAGAAGAAGAAAAAGAAAUCCCAAGAUCAGUGGGAUGGAGUUGGACCUCUCCCGGACUGUGCAGAACCACCCAAAGGAAUCCAGAUGCUGUGGCACCCUUCAAUAGUCAAACCCUACCUCACACUUCUCUCUGAGUGCUCGAAUCCAGACACGCUGGAGGGGGCAGCAGGGGCACUGCAGAACUUGGCUGCUGGGAGUUGGAAGUGGUCAGUGUAUAUCCGUGCUGCUGUCCGCAAAGAAAAAGGAUUGCCAAUCCUGGUGGAACUGCUUCGAAUAGACAAUGACCGGGUGGUAUGUGCAGUUGCUACAGCUUUACGGAACAUGGCCUUAGAUGUCAGAAAUAAGGAGUUAAUAGGCAAGUAUGCCAUGAGGGAUCUGGUCCACCGACUGCCAGGCGCUAACAACAGCAACAGCUCAGCAAGCAAGGCCAUGUCUGAUGACACCGUUACUGCCAUUUGCUGCACUCUGCAUGAAGUCAUCACUAAAAACAUGGAGAAUGCCAAGGCCUUACGAGACGCAGGCGGCAUUGAGAAACUGGUUGGCAUAUCCAAGAGUAAAGGAGACAAGCAUUCGCCAAAAGUGGUGAAAGCAGCAUCUCAGGUCCUCAAUAGUAUGUGGCAGUACAGAGACCUGAGAAGUCUCUACAAGAAGUGGGCGGCCCCAAGCUUCAGUGUGGAGGACAGAGGAUUUUCACCUACCCAUCAGUGUGGGUCAUGGCACGCUCAGCAUACUCUCUCCCAGAGCCAAGAAACCAGAAUCUGUUCCCAGACCCAGGAUGGAUGGUCACAGUAUCACUUCGUAGCCUCAUCUUCAACGAUAGAAAGGGAUCGGCAAAGACCAUACUCUUCAUCACGCACACCCUCCAUCUCUCCUGUGCGCAUGUCUCCUAACAAUCGCUCAGCAAGUGCCCCAGCCUCACCUCGGGAAAUGAUCAGCCUAAAAGAAAGAAAAACAGACUAUGAAUCAACUGGAACAAACGCGACUUACCAUGGAAGUAAGGGAGAACACACUUCUAGGAAAGACACCAUGACAGCUCAAAACACUGGAAUCUCAACUUUGUACAGGAAUUCAUAUGGUGCACCUGCUGAAGACAUCAAACAUAACCAGGUUUCAACACAGCCAGUUCCACAGGAGCCCAGCAGAAAAGAUUAUGAACCAUAUCAGCCGUUUCAGAAUUCAACCAGAAGCUAUGACGAGUCCUUCUUUGAGGACCAAGUGCAUCAUCGUCCACCUGCAAGCGAAUACAACAUGCACCUGGGACUAAAGUCAACUGGCAACUACGUCGACUUCUAUUCAGCUGCUCGUCCCUAUAGUGAACUUAACUAUGAAACAAGCCACUAUCCAGCCUCUCCCGACUCCUGGGUGUGAGACUUGGGCAGACACAAAAGCUCCAGGAACUGUGCAUGUGCAUGCAUACCACAAGACAUUCUUUUUCCUGCAAAUUUAGUUUGUUAAAGCCUGUUCCAUAGGAAGGCCCAGAUAACCAGUAUGGAAAAAAUAAGAUUUUUUUAGAAGGCUAAAAGAAAUGAAAGCUAAACAAGGGAGUAAUUAGAAAGAUAUAUAUAUAUUAUAUAUAUAUAUAUAUAUUACAGUGUGGGACAACUUUACUGUUGGCCUGUAGAGUCUAAAGUUCGGUGUCGUAUAUUGAAUGUGGCUGAAGGAAGGAGGGAGAACAUGACAGUGGAUGUGGGUCAAGAGUUAAGCACAAGUAACUGAGCAGCGUACAUACUUUAUGGGGAACAGCUUCUCACACUUUGUUUAAUAUCCUCAUUCAUUGUGAAUCUAGGCUUCAAGUUGCAUUUGGGGUUUCCUCUGUACAGCAAGAUGUUUCUUGCCUUUUGUUAAUGCAUUGUUGUAAAGUAUUUGAUGUACAUUACAGAUAAAAAAACAAAGUGCAUUGUGUAUAUUACACCAAUGCCACAGUGUUUCUUCAUCUAUGGUUCUAAAUAUUGCUUCAAUUUCAAAUUUUGAAAGAUGUAUGAAUUUCCAGGUUUUUUGGUUUUCUUUUCCCCGGUGCGUUUUAACAAAAAAACAAAAACAAAAACAAAAACAAAAAGGAAUAUUUAGCAGUAUUGUUCGUUCUGAUAUGUGAAUUUGUUUGUGGCAACUAAAAAAAAAAGGCAUUCAGCAGUUUCUGACAAUUAACAUUCAUCGUUCCACACUCCUUGUCAACAAAGUGCUUUUUCACUGCCUAAAAUUUUAGAUGUAGAUAUUUGAAAUAGAUUUUUUUCAUUUAUACCAGUUUUCUUUAUGAUGAUACAGUGUUAAAGGAAAAUAAAUUACAAUUGAUCUGUCAUCCAUAUUUGCUAAGAAUGUCUAUUUCCAAGAAUCUAUCAUAAAAAUACACAUUCUUACUUGUGUGUGUCCACGUAUGCAUAGUACUCUCUUUGUGUGUGUAUGUGUUUGAGUGUGUGCGUUUGCGUGGUAAAAGGAUUAUUUUCAUCCAAUGUUUUCCUUGUUCAAGCUUUAAUUUCUGUUUGAUUUUUCUGGUUUUUUAAACAGUGGAAACUCCAGUAUGUGCUUUCUCUUACUCACUUUAUUAACCAUCAAUAGCAAUUCAAAAUUGUUAGGCCACUUACAAACUGAGGGGGUUCUAGGAUUUUUCGCUGACUCCUUCACCCUUGGUUGCCAUUUCGUUGAUCUUCUCUUGAGGAAAGAAGUUGAUCCUGUUACUCUCCAGCCACCAACCAGCAAGUGCUCAAGGAAGACAGAGUUUGAUCUUGCCAUCUCCCUGAGGGAAUGGAGAGCAAAGACCCAAUAGAUGCAAGUCUGGAGUCCCCAGACUCUUCAGGCUGCAGAAGGGUCCAACUCCUGAACCAGUAGGGCAAUCAGUUAUUUGAAACCAUACCAAAAAAACCCACCCCACCCAAAACACAUUCCUCAAAUAUAAAAACACUGACCAUUUCCUUGCAUUUAAAAUAAAAACCCUAAAAAAUAAAAGCUGUAAGGGACAGAGAAUAUUUUUUUCUUUCAAAAAAAAUCUAAGCUAGAAGGCUAGAAGAGCCGGGAUAUUUAUCUUAGCUCUUGGGACUCUGAAAGUAAAAAAAGAGUAUCUGUAAUAUUUCUUUGAUUCAGCCAACAGUUCAGUGUACUGUUUUCACAGACUGAGACCCAGUGCAACUGGACUAGUUGCAGACUGUUUCGAUUCCCAUUAAAGAAAUUGUUUUAGGUUACAAACAUUUCUGUGAUUAGUCUUGUAAUAGUGCUACCAUCACCUGGCGCCCUUUGGGGUGCAUGCAGCAGGAGGAUUUGCUCGCAAGUCGUUACCUGCUCUAGAGACAGCAAACCAAGUAGUUCAGGCAGGCAGGGACUGUGAGGUAGAAUUGAUUUAUCAGUCAUCUAGAACUAUAGUUUAAUCUUUUUGGCAGCUUUUCCCAGUGUACGAUAUGUAACCUUACUUGCUCUUUGUAGUAAACAGGGGGGAAAAAAAUCGCAUGCAAAAAAAAAUUGAAAAAAUUUGAAAAUGGGUGGGUGGGAGGGGCACAGUGGGCCAGAUGUAUAGUGAGGUAGAUAAAAAUAUUAUUCAUAGUUUUGGACACAGGUUGUUUAUAUUUUAUUUAUUACAUUGAUUUUAAUAAGACGAGUGACAUUUGCAGUGCUCUUUUGAACAAAGCACAUUUUCAGUAUAAAAACUUUUUUUUACUAAAGAAUGUCAUCAGUAACUUGAAGUUCUUCUUGACUGCCUGAUAACCAUCAGAUUUGUGCAGUUCUCCAAGAGCAGGAUUGCCAACAGGCCUGAGGGAUCUUUGACUCUGCUUAAAGUUCUUAAGACAGAAGGUUAUUGUAAGUUGGAUUUAUUUGAAUUCUUUAAAAUAUUAAAAUGCCCACAUUGACCCCUUUCCACUCCUCUUAGAAAUUAGUUCAAGUCAAAUGUUGACCAUUGCUCAAGUGAGAGAUUCUGGAUUGAUAAGUGGCAAAAAAUACCUUUUGUCUAUGGUUUAUGUUGUUCUGUUUCCAUUCCUCUGUAGUGGCAAGUGCUCCGACUAAUACUGUUCACUCUUGCUGUACUGAGUUUUGAAAAGGUGUUGGAUUACCUGGCUUCUUUUCCAGGCUUGGAAAGCCAACACUGCUGCCAUACCGAGCAAGAUAUAUAUGAUGCAUUCUUUUUAAUAUUGAGGAAAGUAUCAUUACCUAUUGCUGUUCCCUUCAUUCUUGUACUAGAUCACACACAGAAAUAGAGAAUAAUUAAAAAAAAAUGUUCCAAAAAAUGUAUAAAAUGCAAUUGAUGUACUGUAAAAUGUUGGAUUUUUUUUUUUAACAAGCUUCAUAUUAGAAUCUUGAUCAGCUGUGUAGAGCUAUAUAAAUCUCACUGUUUUAUUAAAUGCUGUUUAUGGUCUGGAAGGAAUGGUUAACCUAUCUCAAGAUAACAAAUUUGCACUAACAUGAGCAAUAUUGAUUUGAAAAAAAAAUAAUAUGAAUUCAAUAUUUAAAAGAUAAACUAUGAUUUUAAAGGUAUAUUAACACUGGAAGUACAUUUUGACAAAUAACAUAUUUAAGCCCAAAAUAUAAAUGGUUAUGUCAGAUAACACAAAAGAACUAUAACAAAAUAGACUGGGGAAAAAAAAUGUGUUUCACUGUACAUGUUGCUAACAUGUACAAAGACAAACUCAUAUUGACAUAUUUUCUAUUAAUAAAUCCUACUGUAUUGUGGAGA